AAAAAAUUUGUUGCAAACUCACUGGCGGCAGUUUAAUCACAGUUUAUUUUUCACAACAGCUUCCUCGCUAGUUCAAGUUCUUAGUUUUAUCGGCUGGAUGACCGCGAAUUGUGUUGAAUAAUUCAACAACAAAACAAAACCCCGCAGGAGCUGUAUGCGCUCUAAACCAGACCGGGCUUUGAUACUAAUCUGUGCCUUAAAUCCCCCCCUUUCUGCCCCGCUGUUUCACUUGCUUGUGAGUGGCAGAGGCCGGAGGUCCAUUCAGUCGCUGCUGGAUUUGUACAGCUUCUAAUGGCCGGCCCGGCCCGGCGACAUGAUCCUGCCUUUAUCGAUCCAUUGAUUACACAUGGUCCUGCUCUGACCUCCUGAUCCCAAAGAAGCCGUUUCCAUGGAGACUGGAAGUCCUCCUCCAGCCUUUUUUUCCCCACUCUGUGUCUCUGGCAGGAAUUUCUCUGGGCAGCAGCUGAUUGUAAAUUCCUGCAGAUACUGGAAGCAUUGCGUGUGAGUGUCUCCCUCCUCCCCCUUUGUUGAAUCCCGAGCAAGAUCCACGGUCUCUCCAUCUCCGCUCUUCCUCCCUCUCUCCUGUGUGUGUGUGUGCGUCUCUCUCUCUCUCUCUCUCUUUCUCUCUCUCUCCCCCACCCCCUCUCCUCUCCUCCCUCCCUCCAGACCUUGUGUUGCUCGCAGCGAUGAUCAGGGCACAGCAAACCCUCCUGAUCCCACAGAGGGCAAUCUGACUGACGUGGGAGGCUCCGAUCGAGGUUGAUUUCAGCUCCAUCAGGACCUCUUAGAGGAGAGUGAGAGAGAGAGAAAGAAGAGGAAAAAAUUCGCGUCGCAUCCCUGCCCCGAAAGACAUCUGAAAAUGCAGAGCAGAAUAGAGGCUAUCCGUCUGUCCGGCUGCUACUGUUUGUUGCUCCUUCUCUUAAACCCACUCAGCACCGCGGGAAAUAAGGCAAAUCAAGAUGUUGAUGAAUGUGUUGAAGGAACAGAUAAUUGUCAUAUUGAUGCUAUCUGUCAGAACACCCCCAAAUCAUACAAAUGUAUCUGCAAGUCUGGUUACACAGGAGAUGGCAAACAGUGUGAAGAUAUUGAUGAAUGUGACAAUGAGUACAGUGGAGGCUGUGUCCAUGAAUGCAUCAACAUCCCAGGGAAUUACCGCUGUACAUGUUACGAUGGUUUCAAGUUAGCGCAUGAUGGCCAUAACUGCCUUGAUGUGGAUGAAUGUGGAGAUAGCAAUGGUGGAUGCCAGCAGAUCUGUGUCAAUAUGAUGGGAAGCUACGAGUGCCGAUGUCGGGAGGGAUUCUUCCUCAGUGACAACCAGCACACCUGCAUCCUACGUCCUGAAGAAGGAAUGAACUGCAUGAAUAAAAACCAUGGAUGUGCUCACAUCUGCCGAGAAACUCCGAAGGGAGGAAUAGCCUGUGAAUGCAGGCCUGGGUUUGAACUCACAAAGAACCAACGGGAGUGCAAGUUGACGUGUAACUAUGGAAACGGAGGUUGUCAGCAUACGUGUGAUGACACUGAUCAAGGGCCGAAAUGUGGAUGCCAUCUGAAAUUUGCCCUGCACUCUGAUGGAAAAACAUGCGUUGUUGCAGAGAAGCAAGAAGGUCGGAGAGGAAAACAAGAUUGUCUGUGUUACCAUGAAGACCAAGGAAAUCCAGAGACUUGCGCUGUGAACAAUGGAGGCUGUGACAGCACGUGUCAGGAUGCUGACACAGGCGUCCGCUGUAGUUGCCCGGUGGGAUUCACGUUACAGCCUGACAGAAAGACAUGCAAAGAUAUCGAUGAAUGCCGUCUGCACAAUGGUGGCUGUGACCACGUCUGCAGGAAUACUAUUGGAAGCUUCGAGUGCAGUUGCAAAAAGGGCUACAAACUGCUGACUAAUGAAAGGACUUGUCAAGAUAUUGAUGAGUGCUCCUUUGACAGAACUUGUGAUCACAUCUGUGUGAACUCCCCAGGAAGCUUUGAAUGCUUUUGCCACAAGGGUUACACAUUAUAUGGACUGACACACUGUGGAGAUAUCAACGAAUGCAGCAUGAACCAUGGUGGCUGCAAGCACGGCUGUCUUAAUACACCAGGAGGCUAUCAAUGCUCCUGUCCCAAUGCUGGCUACAGACUGCACUGGAACAAGAAAGACUGUGUGGAGGCAGCAAAGUGCCUGCCGGGCUCCAACCCACCUCAAGCACAACUCUCCUGCAUCAAGAGUGGGAAGAGAGAGACCUGCUCCCUCAGCUGUGCUUCCAAGGCUCACUUUCAGGCAGGUUCUGAUAACAGUUACACUGUGAGCUGUGGGGCCCCUUUGCGGAGGGCUGGUGCUUAUCAGCGACUAAACACCAGCAACACAGGCUGUGUCGAGGCUCUAGCUCCCCCAGUCAAACAAAGAGCUUCCUUCAAGAUAAAAGAUGCCAAGUGUCACCUCCAUCCUCGCAUUAAAGGAAAGCAGGAUAGUGGACAUCCAGUUAUCACAGGAGGUGCCUUCCCUUGUACAGACAACUGCCAGGUUACGUUCGUCAACCUAAAGUGUGAUUCUUCCAAGAAAGCAAAAGGUCGCCGCACCCGCAACCCUCAAGGCAAAGAGGUGACUCGCAUUACACUGGACUUUGAGGCAGAGAUAAGAAAGGAAGAUAUAACAGGCAGCUGCAACAUUAACUGCCUGAGACAGAAGAUGGAGAAGAAACUGAAGUCUGCAAUUAAAACUUUGAAGAAAUCAAUUAAUCAGCAGCGAUUUCACAUUCACUUCUCUGGGACUGAGUAUGAAGUGGCAAAGAAGGUGGCAAAGGUGCCUGAGAAACAGGAGGCAUGCAACACAGGGCAGGAGUGGAUAGACGGGAGAUGUGUCAGCUGCUCGUCAGGAUCCUUCUAUCAUGGCCAACAAGAGAAGUGUGUUCUGUGUCCUGCUGGCACCUACCAGGAGAAGGAUGGACAGUUGUCAUGCGAUCUCUGUCCAGGAACAGAAGGACACGGUCCAACUGGGGCACGUAACAUAAGUGUCUGCACAGGUCAGUGCAGCCCAGGACAUUAUUCAGCAGAUGGGUUUCAACCAUGUCAGUUGUGCAGUCGAGGCACAUACCAGCCUGAAUCAGGCCGCACACUCUGUUUCCAGUGUGGAGGAGGAUUGAUGACAAAGCACGAAGGAGCUUCAUCUUUCCAGGAUUGUGAUACUAAAGUUCAAUGCUCUCCCGGCCAUUAUUACAACACAAGUGUUCACCGGUGCAUACGUUGUGCCUUGGGUACCUACCAACCAGAGUUCCGACAGAAUUACUGCAUUGCAUGUCCCGGAAACACCACAACUGACUUUGAUGGAUCAACAACAGUCAGACAAUGCAAAAAUCGACAGUGUGGUGGUGAACUUGGGGAAUACACAGGCUAUAUUGAAUCUCCCAACUAUCCCGGGAACUACCCAGCAAAUGUAGAAUGCACCUGGAACAUUAACCCACCUCCCAAAAGAAAAAUUCUGAUUGUGGUCCCUGAAAUAUUCUUACCCAUUGAGGAUGACUGUGGGGAUGUUUUGGUCAUGAGAAAAAACUCCUCACCUACAUCAAUCACAACAUACGAGACUUGCCAAACCUAUGAACGGCCAAUAGCUUUCACCGCCCGCUCCCGCAAGCUGUGGAUCAAUUUCAAAACUAAUGAAGCAAACAGUGCCAAAGGGUUCCAGAUACCUUACGUUACUUAUGAUGAGGAUUAUGAGCAGCUUGUUGAAGACAUUGUACGAGAUGGUAGAUUAUAUGCUUCAGAAAACCAUCAAGAAAUUUUAAAGGACAAGAAGCUGAUUAAAGCUCUCUUUGAUGUACUGGCACAUCCACAAAAUUACUUCAAGUACACAGCACAGGAGUCCAAUGAGAUGCUGCCAAGAUCUUUUAUCAAACUGCUUCGUUCCAAAGUUUCCAGCUUUCUAAGGCCCUACAAAUAGUUGACAAACCAAAGGCGAUAAAAUGACCAACUGAAUUUUAUUUUUCCAGCUUUGUAACCAUAAUAUUUCACUAUGCUGACUUUUUUUUGUGGCUUUCUUCAAAAGGAUCCCAGUUCAUACUUCACUGUACAUUAUUUAUAGCUCUCAGUCCAUCAUAACGAAGACUGUUCAUUCCUUAUAUUUAUGUGUACGCUGGUAUAUAUGACUGCUGGGAGCACAUCCAAAACCUGCUCCAUAUGCAAGCAUACUUUAUGCACUAGGACUUUCUGUCUGCAUUGUGUGUUUUUUUUCCUGUAUAAGAAAAGAAAGUGCAAUGAUUUCUUUUAUCCUGUUGGAUGUUUGAAUGGAUGUUUUUUUCUACAGAAAGACAGCAAUAUUUAUAUCUGCAAGGAAGCCUUUCCCGUCUCCACUGCAGUAUAACAACACCACCCAUAAAUCACAUCAUAAUGAAAAAUGGCAGGAUUGCAAUGUGUCGCAUUUUUAUUUGCACUUGAGAAUUAUAUUUGAACAUGUACAAAAGUUUGGUUUUUGUAUUUUCAUUGUUUUAAUUGAAUUGAAAUUUUCACAGUUUGUGUUUCUUUCCUUUUUUUAAUGCUAGUUUGUCCCACUUUUUCAUGAUGUUCAAGCUUGUAUCGUACAAUACGUACGAUAAGUAAAAGGGACUUAAAAAUUUCUAAGAAUUUCAAGUAUAGUUCUGAUGAUGCAAACACUAGCUCUUUUGGCCCUCCCAUGGGUCGAUGGACUAUAUAUUAAUAUCAUUUUUAGUGCAAUUUUGAUACUUUACCAAUAUAUUAAAUAUAUUUCAUGUUUCCAGACAGUUUAUUUGUUUACCUCAUUGUCUGUAUUGAGGUACGUCAGGGUAUUGGGGACACUACAGUACAAUUUCAAGAUCCUGAAAUAAAACAUGUAUCAUGCAUUAAAAAUAGUGCAUAUAAUGCAUCCUCAGUAAA
Messenger RNA from Leucoraja erinaceus (little skate), 4860 nucleotides. It is a transcript of the gene scube3, whose product is annotated as signal peptide, CUB domain, EGF-like 3. The record is from RefSeq and is a predicted model, not a curated record. Bases 860 to 3910 code for a protein of 1016 amino acids. Gene Ontology annotation, cellular component: cell surface. The transcript has 23 exons. NCBI's taxonomy places the organism in Eukaryota, Metazoa, Chordata, Chondrichthyes, Rajiformes, Rajidae. Gene Ontology annotation, molecular function: calcium ion binding. Gene Ontology annotation, biological process: signal transduction.